Messenger RNA from Paraphaeosphaeria sporulosa, 1815 nucleotides. RefSeq lists its product as uncharacterized. The coding region runs from base 266 to 1438 and encodes 390 amino acids. The record is from RefSeq and is a predicted model, not a curated record. The transcript has a single exon. Lineage: Eukaryota; Fungi; Ascomycota; Dothideomycetes; Pleosporales; Didymosphaeriaceae.
GUAGCAUAUCUAUGGUAGCUGCGUGCCCCUCCCCCGCUAUUGGGCCUCGCGUAAGCUAAGCUUUCUGGAAGCUUGACAGCUCCGCAACCCGCACCUCUCCACCCAGCUUCUCUUAACGUGUUUGCUCUGUCACCCGCUCUCUACGAAGAUUUUCGCUAUCUGCUUCUUAAAUUGCGAAAUCUUACCUCCCACUACUGUCUCUACCGCCUCAAAUCCGCCUGCACGACAUCACAGCAUCGCAGAGAUCCCCGCAUCCUUACCAAUAAUGCCCGACCCUCCCAUCGGCGACGAUGCCCUACUGGCCCGCCUCAACGCACUCAAGAAAUCUAGUGUCAGCUUCGAAAACGCUUCCUCGAGCUUGUCAGCACUCAAAACGAAUGCGUCAGACGACCUCGCGGCCCGGUUCGCCCGCCUAGGAUCCACGAGUCCGUCCAGCUCGCCUAGGCCUUCCCGCACAAGCAGUUCGGCAGAGGAGAGAAAUAAGGGCGCACCAGCUAUUGCUCCUGGUGCGCCAAGCUAUCUCGAGGGAAUAGCUGAGGGUAUCGGCGCAGGUGGGAGCGACAUGAAUACAGAGGAUGAAAGGAGUCUGGAGGAGUUACUUGGGGAGCUGGGGCCGCGAGACGACUGGGAUAUAGAUCAUAAAGACGAAAAAGAUGUUGGGAAGCUGCUAAGAGAGAUCAAAACUAUACUUCCAGAGGUACAGAAGAGUCGGAGGCAAGAACAAAAGGAGAAGGAGGGUUUGACGAACUGGGAGAAUGUGGAAGUUGAAAUCGGGACCGGGGGCGUGAAAGUUGGACAAGGAGAUCAGGACGGAGAGCACGACGACGAGCAGGCCGAAGAGGGUGAGGCCGGCAAGAAGAGGAGCGAGGACGACGAGGCGGACGAUAUCAUUGCGCGGGUUAUGGCCGAGCUGGAAAUCAGCAAGAAAUACGAUCCGCCUUCUCCCCCUCCUGAAGACGACAACGACUCGGAUUCUGGCGACCACAAGACAGACGAUCAGAACAACCAUCCGAAAUCAUCGGCUCAGAAUAGCAAUGAACUCUCUCUCCCCUCGGCGCCAACAUCCCUUCCACAAGACGACCUCGACCGCACCCAAGCCAUCGAAGACGCCCUCACCGCCCGCCUCGCCGCGCUCUCCUCUCCCUCGUCCCAAACAGACGCCCUUGGUCUUCCCUCUGCCCCGUCCUUUUCCCCAGCCAAGAAGCCAACGAACAUCCAGUCCAGCCUUGCGAAGAAGUUAGACGACGAGAUCGAGACAUGGUGUAUCAUUUGCAGCGACGAUGCUACGCUGAGGUGUCUGGGGUGCGAUGGCGAUCUGUAUUGUCGGAAGUGUUGGAUGGAGGGUCAUCGAGGGGAGAGCGCGGGGUUCGAGGAGAGGAGACAUCGGGCAGUGGAGUUUGUGAAAGGUGGGAAGAGGAGGAAGGAAGCUGCUGUGUGAGAGGGAAUGUAUGAUGUGAGCGCGAAGCUCUGAAAGAUUGCACGGAAUCGAGACGGGCGUGCACCGUAAAGAAAGCCUAACAUUUGCGAAAGGCACACGUCAAGGAUAUUCACCGUCCACCAGACGCGAUAGGGGACCGGAAACACUUCAUAGCCGGUGCGGGAGGCUACCCUAUGAGGAAAAGAAGCGGAACCCGAGCUCGAGCAGCUUUACCCGUCAGUCGAAGAGUGUAGAGCAAAAACCAUCUCAACCCGAGUAUGGAAACAGCAACACUCGAGCCCUUGACCUGCCGGGCCUUGCUAUAUCCACCACGCGGACUCACCAACCCGGAUAUAUCUCUCCCGAGGUACUCCGACUCGGGGUCGAUUCUGAUGGCG